Messenger RNA from Arachis ipaensis, 1254 nucleotides. NCBI's taxonomy places the organism in Eukaryota, Viridiplantae, Streptophyta, Magnoliopsida, Fabales, Fabaceae. The record is from RefSeq and is a predicted model, not a curated record.
AUGGCUCCACAGCCGCCGCCACCAUCAUCAUCAUCAUCAUCAAGAAUUUGUAGACACCAAGAGCCACAUUUACCAGAUGAGUGUUGGGAAUUAAUUUUCAAACACAUCAGCGACCAUCUAGAUCACGAAUCACUCUCCCUCGUCUCACGCCAGCUCCUUUUCCUUACCAACCGCCUCCGCACCGACCUCUCCGUUCUCGACCCUGUCCCCCCUCUCCUUCCCGCCCUCCUCCGCCGUUUUCGCAACCUGACGACCAUCAAAAUCACGCGCUACUUCACGGGUGACAUCAACGCGCUCCUCUCCCAAAUCGCUUUGUUCGACCUACCCUCACUCCGUUCCCUCGACCUGUCCCACCAACCCACCUUCCCCUCACAUGGGUUGCGACAAUUCUCCCAAAAGUUUCCAACUUUGAAGUCACUCAACUGUUCCUUCACGCCUCAGGAUUUGGGCUUAAUUGUCGAGUGCUUCCCGAACCUCGAAGAAAUCGACGUGAGUUUCCCUCCGAAUAAUUCUGAUGAGAUAACAGAUUAUUCCCGUGUAAUGGCCUUUGCUUCAGGGCUUAAGAAGCUUAGAAAGGUGAAUGUUUCAGGUAACCGUAAAUUUCGGAACUCUCACAUUUUCACCUUGUGUCAGAAUUGUCAUUUUUUAGAAGAGCUUAUUGUUCUUAAAUCAACCAGCAAGCUUAGUGUGAUAAGACAGAUGGCUAACGCGAUCCGUCAGAGACCCCAAUUGAGGUCUUUGGCUUUUAGCGGUUCGCAUGAUAAGAUUUCGGAGUUCAUUGAUGCAUUGGUAAAUUUGAAGGGUUUGACUUGUCUUGAGUUGUCUUGGUCGUGCAUAUCUGACGAGGUCUUGUGUGCUGUUGCGGAAGAAGGCCUUCCCUUGAGGAAACUCUCUCUGCAAUACAGUAUCGGAUAUGGAUACCAUGGGAUUUCUCGCUUGUUGAGAAAGUGUAACCAUUUACAAUAUUUAGAUCUUGAGAGCACAGAAUAUCUGAAUGAUCAGCGGGUGGGUGAGUUGUCUUUGCUUCUUGGUAACUUAAACUUUGUGAAACUUAAUAGGAAUAGAGAGCUUACUGAUUUGAGUUUGUUCGCCAUAAUGCGUAACUGCCCUUUGAUAACUGAGAUCAGGAUGGAAAGUACCUGUCUUGGGAAGAAGAAGGUGGAGGAGAAUUUUUUGGUUGUGAAUUAUUCUCAUGUGAAGUUUCUCUAUUUGGCUAAUAAUUUAACUUUGAAGUUCCUACAUUAUUUGUGUUGA